AUGAACAACUCUCCCGACCUGGAUUUCCGAUUCCCCACAACCCACCAAGACCUCGUUGUUUCCACCACCGCCACCCCCUCCACUGCUUCCGCUGCUGCUUCUUCUUCUUCCACUUAUUUUGUUGGGGACGAUAAAACCCACCAAAAUCCCAGGAAAAAACGCUCGAAACUGAUCAGACUCGACAACCCAAUUGCUCCAAGUAGGAUUUCAAGGCCCAAGUAUGCCAAAAAACCCGACCCAUCUGCGCCAAAGAUCACAAAGCCCUGUAGUGAGUGUGGGAAGAAGUUUUGGUCAUGGAAGGCUCUGUUUGGGCACAUGCGUUGCCACCCUGAGCGGCAGUGGCGCGGCAUCGACCCGCCGCCCAACUUACGACGACCCGUUUCCCCGAACGCGCCGUUGAGUGAGUUGGAAUGGGCAAUGGGGGAAGCAGACCACGAGGCGGCCUCGAGUUUGAUAAUGCUUGCUAGUGGGUGCACUAAUGGGACAAGUAAUGAGAUCACUACUCAGAGUAUUAGUACAAGUACUUUUCAGGGUGCUCAAGAGGUGUUUGAUGGUGGUAAUGGGAGGUUUGAGUGUUCAAGUUGCAAGAAAGUAUUUGGGUCCCACCAGGCUUUGGGGGGCCACAGGGCAAGCCACAAGAAUGUGAAGGGCUGUUUUGCAAUUACAAGGAGUGAUGGUGAGGUUGAUCAGGAUCAUCAUCACAAUGGUGAUGGUGAACGGGAUGAUGAGGAUGAUGAUGUGAUGGAGGAGAAUAAUAAGAUGGUUAUGGUGUUGGGAGGAUCAGGGCACAAGUGUAGUGUUUGUUGGAGGGUUUUUUCAAGUGGUCAAGCUUUGGGAGGGCACAUGAGGUGUCAUUGGGACAAAGGGGAUGAGCCAUCAUCAUCAUCCAUGAUGAUGACCCAAUUAGGGCUAAGUCAGCAGCACCAGCAGCCUAGUGGGAUUUCAAAGGAAGGCCAUUCUGGUGGAUUGGAUUUGAAUUUGCCUGCAGCUUCUCAUAUUGAAGAUGCUCAAUCCUCUUCUUCAGGCCUCAUCACUUUGGAUUUAAGGUUGGGUCUUUGA
Molecule: messenger RNA, 1059 nt
Organism: Prunus persica (peach)
Lineage: Eukaryota; Viridiplantae; Streptophyta; Magnoliopsida; Rosales; Rosaceae
Product: zinc finger protein ZAT3
Exons: 1
Coding region: 1-1059 (352 amino acids)
Source: RefSeq, a predicted model, not a curated record